This is a messenger RNA of Grus americana (Whooping crane), 7126 nucleotides long. RefSeq names its product solute carrier family 29 member 3 (gene SLC29A3). Gene Ontology annotation, molecular function: nucleoside transmembrane transporter activity. Lineage: Eukaryota; Metazoa; Chordata; Aves; Gruiformes; Gruidae. The transcript has 6 exons. Gene Ontology annotation, cellular component: Golgi apparatus; plasma membrane. Gene Ontology annotation, biological process: nucleoside transmembrane transport. The record is from RefSeq and is a predicted model, not a curated record. Bases 4060 to 5244 code for a protein of 394 amino acids.
GGGGCGGCCGGGCACGGCGGGGAAGGAGCCGGCGGGGCGGUGCGGAGCCCCCUGUUUUUUUGCAGCGCACCGGCGCCAUGCACCCGGCAGCCGGCGGCUUUCUGCCGGACGAAGAGCCCCUGAUCGAGGAGCCCUCGGUGAACAGGUACAGCCAGCAAAAGCCAAGCGACCGCUUACAUGGGGCCUACAUUAUUUUUUUCCUCCUGGGCAUCGGGUCCCUACUGCCCUGGAAUUUUUUCAUCACAGCAAAGCACUACUGGAUGUACAAGCUGCAAAACUGCUCGGAUCAGGCAAGCCCGGCGGGACAGGCAGCGUCCGAUCUGCGGGUGAGUGUGCUGCUUUCAAGGCAGAAAAAAAAAAAAAGCUGGUUUCCUUCCUAUCUUGCUCUUCUUCCCCCUCCACUCCCCCAGAAGGUGGGUGAACACGCUCUGGAGUUUUGCCUGCUGCAAACCAGGGCUAGUGGUUUAUUUGGGGAGCACAAAUAGUUGCGAGAAAGGUGCUUAAAACUAAAAGGCGUAGCACUUUGUGGUCUGUCUUUUACCUAUAUUUGAAGUGCAUUUAAAGAAUUUGGCUUUAACUGCCCUAUAAGCAAGGCUGCCUUUCGUAGGACAAUUUCUACGGUGCAAGGUAAAAAUCUCUGUGGGGUUUUUGGUUUUUUUUUUGUACUUCAUGCUUGGUGAGCCCUCAGGACCCCUCAGGCCUCUGCGCUUUCCCAGCCGGGCUCGGCCACAGCUCCGCGCGGGCUGGGACAUAAAUUGCCCUGAACUUCUGGCCCUGUGGUGAGGCAUCGAACGUGUUGUAGGCAUUUUUCUCCCUCGCGCUGGCUGGCGCAGCACGCCCUUCGGAGGCAGCUGCGAGGCUUUGCAGGAACGCCAGCCCUGGAGCGCGUGGGCUUGCGAUAGUCUCGAUUCCCUGGAUGCUUUACUGCUUUUCCUUCAAGAUCUGGCAGGUGUGACCGGAGUAUCUCCUUGCAGCGAUAAACAUCUGGCUUUUGGCAUAUGGGAUGAGGAGCUUGUCAUGGGACGAUUGAUGGGCAGGCCUUGGGGUGGCAGGCUGGAUGGCCUCUUUUUUUUUUUUUUUUUUUUUUUCUCUCCCCCAAAAAGCCACCUUCUCUUGCUCCUCCUGCCACGGCAGGACUACUUCCCUGUGCCCCCCUGACAAAGCAAUGCCAUUUCUUUGUGGCUAGAAAAAGUGUCAGCGUGAUGAGGCUGCGUCCCAUCCUCCUCCGGUUGCCGAGCUUGUUCAGGUGGUUUGGGCACAUUUUAUUUUUAUAUAAACACAGAGCCACGUGUGACACCCACGUUUUCUCUCUGAUUUCUCACACCAGUACAGUAUCCACGGCUGUUAAUUCUAAUAGUUGCUAAGCUGGCUGUGUUUUCGAUGGGAAGGACGCAGAGUGUCACCGGCAGCACCUGUACCAGGACGCUGAAGUACCGGCGUGCUGGUGUAAAUUGAGGUACUGGGUGGAUUAAACUGAUGGAGACGAAGUCCCCGUGGUGCCCGAAGACCACAAAUGCUUGCCCCUGUGCUAGCGAGGAUGCUCAGGGAGGGGGGGGCGAAGGGUGUUCCGCCAGCACGCAGCAUGACGUCCUCCCACGUUCCCUGCAUCCCACCCACUCCUCGUGACUUCUGCCUCAGGCUUAUCCAAGGCAGUUCUUGGGGAAAAAAAAAAAAAGUUUUCAAGUGGAAUAAGUAUCACUAGGUGUCUUCUUCCUAAAAACUCGUGCACAGCUGCAUUGCUGGCCAGAGCAGCCAUCGGUUUGUUGAAAAGAUGUUUCUCCUCUUUCUGCGUGGCCCUGCCGCGAUGCUUUUUACUUCCUCCGGUGAAAAGCAACCUGGCUUUUCCAUGGCAGUCGAGUCUGAUCAAAAAUAAACAGUCGGCCCCGUUUCCGCCCCGGAAUGGCGAGCUACGGUGCUGUAGGCUUACCUACAAACGGAGCUCAGCUCCGGAAAGAUGUGCCUGUGCCCGGCAGCCUGCUCUUGGCUCCAGGCUCCUCGCUGCUGCUAAUUUCAUGCCCCGUGCUCCAGGUAACGCUCCGGUGCCUUCAGCUGCCGCCGUGGGCCUGGAUUGCUUUUCCAGCCCGGCAGGAGCCUGGCUGCCGAGUCCAGGCUGGAGCAGAAUAAAAACUACUUUGCAAAGGCAUCUCGGCAAAUCUGGCCGAUGCCGGUGACUAAUUUGCCACCGUGAUGCUUUGUUCUUGUUUGGGUUUUGGGUUUUUUUAAGGUACCGAGUGUGUGCUGUGCAUCACGGCAGCGCGUUUGAAGAUGCUGUCGUUAAUACAGGGUCAAACACCUCCGUGACGCACCUUGGCUCUGCGACUGAGGGAUGACACCCUCUUCUGUGGGAGGCAGGCGUCGGGUUUGCUUUGUGGAUUAUUAUUAUUAUUUAUUAUUAGCCAGGAAAGGUGUGACAGUCUUUCGGCAUCGACAUUUCUCCUUUAAAACCGUGGCGGUGGUGGGGCGCUUGGUCCUUGAGUUGGCCGGUCGGGGAGGGCUCAGCAGAAAGGGAGAAGUAGUAGGUACAACUUGUGUAGCCAACAAUGUGCAUGUCUGUGGUGGGUGGGAGUACCCACGCAGGGAGAAGAGUUACCACCUGGGCUGGAUUAACACCUACCAAGCAGGAGCAUAGCGGUGAGAUGCGGAUGGAGCCCGAUAUUUUCCAUUGGUCCGGGCAUGGAUUAAAUUUGCCACCAGCCAUUCUGCUGCCGCAUUAAACACGCGGUGCGAGGGCUUUCCUUUUUCGCAGGAACAACAGCGAUUGAAACCUUUCUACUUGGCUUUUCUUUUCCAGCAGGGUUUGGCCGUGGUAAAAUCUCCCAGUGCAGUUGCAGGCUCCUCGGUCUCUUAAAUACUUGCCCAGUCCUCUGCCCACCGCUGGUGUGAGCACGUUUGCUGGGGAUGAAUGAAUGUUUCCCCGUGGUGCUCAAAAUGCAGCAUCUCUGCUGGAUUACUUCAAGUCCACUUCUGUUUGGUGGAAAGCGUUAUAAAGUCUUUUUUCCUCCUCGAAAGAAAAAGAAGAUUAAUUUGGAAGUAAUUAAAUAUCCCCGGGCUGGUUUGAGGGUUUGUUUUAAGCAGGUUGGCAAAUAAGUCUUAGUUUUAGCAGCCAGCUUUGCGUUUUGCUUUGUCUUUUCUCCUGUAAUUCAUCAUAUGGCCGUAGAGCUUUGGGGCUCCUGCUUCGCCAAGCCGACGCUGUGCGUGCAGGCAUUUUUGUCUCCAUCUGUAUGGACCCUCUAGGAGCGAUUAUUAGAUUUCCCGUCGCUUACAGUAAAGCUCCUGAUAGGGAAGAAUAAACGAACGUGCUUGUAAACUGAUUAAAAGACUACGAUGUAAAGCUGAAAAAAAAAAAAAAAAAAGGUAAGUAACAUGCAGAGAAAACGUGCCGAGUGCCUUCUCGUGCUCGGACGCGAUGCGGCCCCGUGUCUGUAGCUAGGUAACUGCAGAAAAUGAAAGCCGAUCGCGAUGGGGGUGGAUAUGUAGGUCAUCCUCUUUGCGAGCGUCGUCCUACCUGCUGGCUGAGGUUCCUGCAGAAAAAACAGAGGAUUAAGCACCUCGAGGGGAGGAGAUGGAGCAGACACACUUUAACGGCAUGAUACAGAAAAUGGAUUGAAAACGUAAGCGCUUGGCUGCAAUCUUGGCAGAGAAAUCUCUCUCUCUCUGCUGUGGUUAUUGCUUUCUGCGUGCCCAGCCUGACCCCUGGGCGAGGCGGGCUGGGGAAUAUUGACUGAUGCUGCAGCCGACUUGCUCGGAUGGUAUACGAGUCCCCAGAGUAAGCGUGCGUUGAGUCUCAAUAUAGUUUCUCAAUGAGUUUCGUGUGCGCAGAGAGGGAGACCGGGAGGGAAGAUAACGUCCCCGUGUCCUCACUCGGGCUGCUUUUGCUCAAGCAAGUUCUCAGGUGUGGUGUCCCGCUCACUCUGCGUGGAGAGGGAUGCACGGCUUUGCUAGCCGUCGUGGGCUUUCGAGGCUCUUGGCUAAUCAUAUUAACGCUUUUGUGUCCCAAUUUAUAAAAACCAGCCCUCAUGGAGCUCAAGUAGGUUGAAAUGUUCAGGGGGUUUGUCCAGGAUGCCAGAGCCAGCAGGAGAAAUUCAGACUUCCUUGUUUCAGAACUUUUUUGAGAGUUACAUCUCCAUCGCUUCAACCGUGCCCUCGGUGCUAUGCCUGAUCGGAAACUUCUUGCUCGUCAACAAGGUGCCCGCCAGCGUCCGGAUCCUGUCCUCCCUCUUUGUCAUGCUGGUCGUCUUCCUGGUGAUCACGAUGCUGGUGAAGGUCGACACCUCCGCCUGGACCACCGGCUUCUUUGCCCUCACCAUCGGCUGCGUGGUGGUCAUCAGCAGCGCCUCGACCGUCUUCACCAGCAGCAUCUUCGGUCUGAGCAGCCUCUUCCCCAUGAAGAACUUGCAGGCGCUGAUCUCGGGCCAGGCCAUGGGCGGCACGAUCAGCGCCAUCGCCUCCGUGAUAGACCUGGCGGCAGCGGCCGAUGUUACGGACAGCGCCCUGGCCUACUUCCUCACCGCCGACAUCUUCAUCGUCAUCUGCAUCAUGGUGUACCUCCUCCUUCCCAGGCUGGAGUACUCCAGGUAUUACAUGAGCAGCCUGAAGCAGAGCCCGUCUCUGGCCACUGUGCUGCCCAACAGCUCCAUGGAGGCUGAGGCCAAGGCAGGAGGCACCACAAAUACCUCCUUCCUCGCAAAAAGCACAAGCAUCCCCCCGCUCCGCCCCAUCCUGCAGAAGACUGCCCUCCUCGGCUUCUGCCUCUUCUACGUCUUCUUCAUCUCCAUCAUCAUCUUCCCUUCUCUCUCCUCCAACAUCGAGUCAGUCAGCAAGUCCUCGGGAAGCCUGUGGAGCACCAAGUACUUUACGCCCCUCACCAGUUUCCUCCUUUACAACUUUGCCGACUGGUGCGGGAGGCAGAUCACCGCCUGGAUCCAGGUGCCCGGCCCCAGGAGCAAGCUGCUGCCCGCCCUCGUCCUCCUCAGGACCGUCUUCCUCCCUCUCUUCAUCCUCAGCAACUACCAACCCCGGGCUCACAUCCGGACGGUGGUCUUCAACCUAGAUGUCUACCCAGUGGUCUUCACGGUGCUGCUGGGGCUGAGCAACGGCUAUCUGGGGACGCUGGUCAUCAUCUACGGCCCCAAGAUCGUGCCGAAAGAGCUGGCCGAGGCGGCGGGGGUGGUGAUGACGUUUUACCUCAUGCUGGGCCUGGCCGUGGGGUCCGCCUGCUCCGUUCUCAUUGUCCACCUCGUGUAGGGGAGCAGCUGCAGGGGAUGCCCUCGGUUUGCGGCGCUGCUGUUUGGGUACUUAGGUUUGGGUUUUUCCCCCCCAAAAAGCCAGGCGCGCUGUGGUUUUGGGGCAGGCUGCCUGUCUUGGGUUGGGGGUGAGUCGCAUCCGGGGGAAAGCCCUCCUCCUGGGAAGGGGUGUCCCCUGUGCUUGGGAUGUCCCGUCAGACCUUUGUCCCUCCCCACCUUGACCGGAGCAAACGGACCAAAAAAAAAAAAAAAGUCUUGUCCUCCCCAGGGAGCUCAGGGAAGCACCUGGGGGUCACAAGGAAACCUGUCCCUCACCCCAGUGCUGGUGGGCAAGGGUGGCUUGCUGGUGCCACCACGCUGGUUUUAAGCUGAAACUGGGGGGGUUUUGACGGCACCUUGGGUUUUGCUGCCUCAUUGUUGCGAGUUCAGCCCUGCAGUGUUCUGGUGGUCUCAGGGGCAUCACCCUUCAUCCAGCUGUGAUGGUGGUGUUGGGCUAAAGGGAAUUUGAGCCCUGGAGCACCUUCAAGUGGCUAGCAGGGCACCAUUUAGGCGGGGAUUUCAUAAAUUCAUGCCACAAAAAAGCAUAUAUAAGGGAAACCUGUCCACUUUGACUUCUGCUUGCUUUAAUUUUUCCAGUUAAGAUUGAAUUGAAGGAUCAUCCACCUCCUGGCACGGUGCUACUAGUGCCAAGGCUGUAUGUCGUGGCCAGCCGGAGACCAUUUCUCCUGCUGUGACCGCGGCGUGAUGGUUGGGGAUGCCAACUUGCACAUCUGCAACCGUACCUCAAAGGAGGCAGAAUGCUAAGUGGUCCCAACCUGAGGUUUUUAAGGUGCCUUUAUUCUGCGCUGAGAAAGGUCUAUAAAAGCCGGGGAGAAGUAUUAGAGGGGCUCGGAUGUGAUGUUCGCAGCAGAAAGCUGAUUAAUUUAGGUAGACAGGCGGCAUAUGGUCUCCAGAUGCUUUCGGAGGGGUGAGCCACUGUGACACCCAAAAAGAUGGCCCACCCAGAGAGGACUGGCUUUUAAAGUCACUUAAGCUUCCAUGUGCAAAUGCAGCCUGGACUUAAUACAAUUAUUGUAUUUAUUUUCGCAAAUUGGGUGGAUUUAUGGUCUAGGAGGGGUGAACCGGUAAGCAAGGAUGUAAUGGUAUAACUUGGCAUUGCAGCUGAUGCCUCAGGGAUGCUAUCGAUGGAAAAUACUUCCUUUAAGUCUGGGUUAUGAGCAGAUGCUCUGUUAGUGGGAUGCUCUCUCGGCAUCUCCUCCUCGACCGAGUAGCAGUGAAGCUACUGCGGGUGGUGGGGGUGUUUUUUUAUAGAAAUCCUUUCCGGUGUUUAGUUUGGUCUCGUUGGCAAUGCACGCACAGUUUUGCUUUAUGGCUGAUUUUUAUUUAAACAUAAAAUCCAGACAGGAGGGGAAAAUUUACAGGGUGUGCGGUACCGAGGAGCAGCUCUACGGCACGGGACUUUGCACGUGCGGGCUCUUAAUCUUGUCGCUUCGGCAGGUUUGCGGCCCUUCAGCCCCCGACGCUUGGCCAGGGGCUGCUUUGGCCAGUGUUGACCCAGGUGAAGGUCCACCUCAGCUUGAAGGGCAGCUGGUGGCAACUGGAGCGUUACUUGGGGUAAUGCAAUAGUCACUCGUGGUUGAAAAACCCAAGGCAACCUCGUGUUGGCCACCGAAACAUCCCUUUGUGGCCUUCAGUGCUUCCUACUUGAGAGCCUGCGCCGUGGUCUGCUCUCCUCAACUCAUGCGUUUCUCCCGGUCCCAAGUACGAUGAGAUUCUGCUCGUUUUGCUGACUGCUCCGUCAUGUUACAGACCAAAUACCUCUUGAAACAAAACUUAAUUAUCCGGUACUGUUGCUAAUAAAGUUAAUUCUCGAUACCGUUCAA